This is a messenger RNA of Nelumbo nucifera (sacred lotus), 1071 nucleotides long. RefSeq lists its product as uncharacterized. NCBI's taxonomy places the organism in Eukaryota, Viridiplantae, Streptophyta, Magnoliopsida, Proteales, Nelumbonaceae. The record is from RefSeq and is a predicted model, not a curated record.
ACGAGUGAACGAGGUGUUACUGUGUUAGGGCCGGAAAACAGAAGAGAUGGAAGCGGAGGAGGAGGAGGAAAGGAGGGAAGCAGCAAUAGCAGUAACGCCGGCUUUGCAACCUAAUUUCCAGUCUGCAAGCGUCACGAAAGAGCAGCUUGAUAAGUUCAAAGAGCUACAUAGGAGACGUUUACAAAUAAAAGCAAGAUCAAAAUUUCAUAACAAUUCAAAAGGACACUCAAGUGGGGCUGCAAAAGCCUAUGAACAGGAGCUUGACUCCAAAGAUAGUAGAGAUGAAGAUAUAGCAAUAACACUUGAAGAUUCCAGUGUUUCCAUGUCAGAGGGCAAUAAGAACAUUUCUUCACUCAAGAAAGGCAAAGUAGAAGCAUCUUCAACACCAAAGAAGCGCCAGAAAUUGCAUUGGGGGCUUGACACCAAGGAAAGAUGGGAAAGGAAAGCUAACAUGUAAUACAACCAUACGAGUGCAACUCGACACUUGAAAUUUUUCGGCUUUAGAAAGAUGUAUCCGGCAAGCACUGAGAGCUGAAAACCUUGGCAUUCCUUUGUGAUUUUAUUGGAAAUUAUGAUAAGAGUAAACAGAACUUUACAUACAAGAAAACUAGUUCCUAGAUGAACAAGGUCAUCUCAUCCAUCACAAGCAUGAGUUCCAGCAUUGCAACAAUGGAGAUCACUUCUAUCUGUGAGUCUUGAACCCUCAACUUUUGCAGUUAACUAGUGUUCAUCCUACUGGAGAAGAUUUGGGUACUCUUUUGGAUUCUUGGUAUGAUAUUCAACAUUGAAGAUGGCAAACUUUGAUUGGCUCGUUGGUGUGUUACUGAUGCAGUCUUUGCGGGUUCUCUUCUUAGCCAACUUCGGAAAACAGUGUGAGCUUCCAUUUGUCAGUCAUCGUGCCUACUUUGUGCAAUGUAUAGAGUUCUUGCAUGUCAAAGAUAUGAAACUCACGCACUGAAGGGCAUUCUCUAAACCAACUGUAGAAGUUGAUUACGUUGACGCUAUUGGAUUUUAUUUUGUUAAUUGAAUUUCAUUCAUACUGUGUACUCGAUUUCUCAUUGCUGAUGUCAA